Pseudo-nitzschia multistriata is the source of this 4593-nucleotide messenger RNA. Lineage: Eukaryota; Bacillariophyta; Bacillariophyceae; Bacillariales; Bacillariaceae. The record is from the annotation of a GenBank genome assembly.
GGAAUCGACGCUACCUGCCACUAGUGUCCGCGCUUCGUACCCGUAGUGCAGCUCUCUACGUACCAUUGCCAACCCGAGGUGAGGAUCCCCCGCGAUCGGAAACCUUUGCGGACCAAGAAACCCGUACGGUACAAACGAGAUAUCUUCGACAGAUCCGUUCCGCAGCGAGAGGACCGAACAGCACCAUCCAUCCCCCGAAAGAGUGCUUCGUUUCGUUCAGACCGAUCGGAAUCGGUGCCUUCGCCCCGACAAGCAAAUAACCCACACACCGCAACCCCCRUUCCUUUCUCGGUCGGUCGGUCCGUCCGUCUUGUAAGAACCCCGAGAUGCCGCCGCCGCCCCCUCCUCCCCCCCCACCGCCUCCGCAGCAAGCCGGCAGGAGGGAGGCGAACCCCGGAUUCGGCACCGCCAGAGCCGUCCCCCAGACCUAUUUUCGACCCCCGCCGCCCCCUCCUCCGCCGAAACCCCGUCCGGUGCAGUACGCGCCCGCCUCUGCCGCGGCGUCUUCUCCGUCGUCGACGACGUCGUCGCUGAUGCACCGACCGUCCUACGGUGGGGUUUCCCCGCAUUCGGUGCAAGAGCCGUACGGCAGGGUCCAGGUUCCCUCGUGGUCGAACGCCGACAUGUCCCACCGCAGCAAGAGCACCGAGGUGCUCCGGGAGUCUCCCUACGGGUUGCCGGMAACUUCYACCGAAAACGGGCGAUCGACGGAGGAACCACAACGAUCCCCGAAGGGUAAGCAACCCACGGCUCGCUACCAGCACAAUGCGGCGUCCCUGUCCUUUCUGGUGCCGGCCCUGAGCUCCAUCCUCUGGUGGCACGAUUCGAUCAUCGUGCUGCAGGUCUUCCUGUUCGUGGCCCUGGGCCUGUACGCCCUGGAUCUGAUGAAUUCCCGAGACGGCAUGGCACUGGGAGCGUGGAUUGCUGCCCUGAUCAUGACGGUGGCCAGCGGCUACGGAGCCCUGCUGCAGGUCGACGAUGCGGGUGCCGUCGACGUGUCGAUGGCUGGUUUUCUGUUGCAGCUGGCGGUAGAAGGGAUGCUCUUUUGCGCAUGGGUGAGUCAUUUGAGCCUGGCGUUUCGCAACGAACGAGAAACACCGGGUCUGGAUCGUUUUGCGAGCGUYCGGCUCUCCGGUAUGCAUGUGCGCGUCGAUCCGAGAAUAUUUGAUGCACUGUCUCACCCUAUCGAUAUUGAUUGCAGGCUUGCUGGAUCACUCUGCAGUUUCAGUGGUUGUACUCUGAUCUUCCAUCACUGGCCAGGGGAAUGGAAGUGACGUUGCACUCCUUGGUGCCCCCUGUGUGUGCGGGAAUUCUGACGAAUCACUUGGUYAGGCUUCUCGAGGACUAUUGGGGAGUGGAUCGCGUUGCGACGUUUGCCCCGCUCGCGUUUGCGGCCUUUAUGGCUGCGGGCAUGAUUUCUACGGGAUGCAGCCGUUCGCAUUUCGGAUCCAASAAACGGUCGAGCCCCGAUGGUUCGAGUUUCACCAUCACGUCCUUCAGUGCCUACAUGCACACUAUUGUUCUCUUGUUGGUGCCAGGGAUGAUGCACGUUCUGAUGUUUCGAGACAGAAUCAUGAACCGAUAUGCCUCGCUGGAGGACAUGUACGACCUGGCGAUUGUUUGGACAGUUCCCUACCUCUUGCAGUGCGCUGUUCUCGGCAUGUUCGAAAAAUGUCCUUACUCGUUGCCGAAAAUCUUGUUUCCGAGCCGAAGCAGCACGGCAUUCCUGGGUGCCUUUGUGCCGGUAGUCGCCACGCUAACGGCCUCGAUUGCAGCGCAGCAACGCUAUCUCAUUCCGGUGUGCAACAGAAUCGCGUACGAGUUCAAUGGGCACAACGUGGCAUCGACGCUGGUCGUGUCGGCAUAUCUGACCUCGGCGACUCUGUCGGGCUUGUUUGCCGUUUGGAUAUGGGGAAGAACUUCUUCCGUAACCAACGAGCUGUUCUUUGGAGAAUACCACGAGGACAUUGUUCAGGCAUCCAUCUCUCUGUCGGGCAUGUUGCUCGGCAAGGCAUUCGGAUUCCCGUGGAAUUUGACACCGCUACCGAUCCUGGCAUUUCUCGGACUCAGCGUKUGGAUCACAACGAAAAUGAUGCGGUAUCUCUGCAUUUUCCUCUUUGUCCUACACGCUACKGGCAUUGUGGUCUUCGGCUACCGCUUUGCGGGGAUAAAUGUGACCAUACCCUUGCCGAUUCCCGGCAUCGAGAUGAAUCUCGUGCGGUUUGGAACGGCCGAAGUAUUCUGUUCCGUACUGAUCGGCCUUGUUGCUGGAUUCGCAACACGAUCCGAAGGAGGCGUUGGCGCGUCRCUUCUGAAACGGAUUGAUGUUCCCGGUAUCAUCCUUGUUGUCUAUUGCCUGUCACUGACAGUAUUGGAAACGACACUCAUACGCCAACCAUUGCCCGAAACCGUUCCAACGAUGGAAGUUGACUCCGAUGUGGAAGAUUCAGAUUUUGUAUACGAUCACGCAAGUUCUCUGAUAACKACUUGUCUCAUCRUUGGGGUAGCUGCCUACACAAGACGYUUGGAUAUGAUCUCSAAACUAAUGUAUGUCGCCGCCAUUUCGGUGGGCAUCGGGAAAGGCAUUGCGGUUUUUAUCGAUGCGAGUGAAUCCGAUAGSAAAAUUCGAUCGGAACACAGUGAAGAGCAUCUGGCACAACGCCUGUUGUAUAKAGCGCUCAUCACUUCUGCGCUGGUCUUUAUUAUGCUUGUUCCUAGCGCACUCAUGAAACCAAUCCGCAUGAAGACCGGUCACARRUACCACCGAACUACGUCAKMUGGCAAACUUACUUCCUCAAUCGCACCAGGUGCGAUUCGGAACGUAGCCAUAUAUUGUCUUUUCGUCCUCCCAUCAGCAGUGAUCGUCUCUGUCCCGACGGUAUUGAGCCCAUUGAUAAUGGCAUUAUCAGCUCAUUACAACCUGGGAACAUACUACAACAUGGCCCUUCCUCUCUCGGAGACUGUUGGAUGUGCAAUGGCACUAUGGGGGAUCGCUAGUCUCUAUAUGUUGAACCAUUACCUCCCAGACGGCGGUGGAGAAAGCUGGAAGAAAACAGCAGCGCUCGCAUUUCUCAUGGGUAUGGGUAUCGCACUAUCAGCUCCUACAGUACCGGAGUGGAUCGUCGGCGAAGAUGACCUUGGUAUCUCCAAUCCAUACGCGGGAAUCUCCAGUCUAGGAACGCGACUAACAACCGAAGGCCACAACAGAACCGGCGGCUGGGGAAUUAUGUUAGCGUCAUUGGCAAGUUUGCUAGCAAUUAUUGGUCCUUUUGAAUUGCGCGAGAGACGGCACCCCUCGGGAAGGAAAGAUAGAACACUGUUCUUGCGUCUAAUGAUGUUCAGUUUAAUGUUUGGAUGCGGAAUAGCUUGGUUCAUUACCAUCGUAAGCAUGAGCGAACAGGAUUUCUGGUCACUGGCCAUCACGACCCUCGCUUGUAUGGUAUUAUCUUUCUUCGGGACCGUGACUUGCGUUCUUGGAUACUUCAUUGACCUGGACGAUUUCGAUGAAGUGGGCGACAUGGCAAAAAUAACUUUUGGAGCAUUUGUAUUAYUGCUUUUGGUGACUUGUGCUCCAAGCUUCCUAUUUCCAUCUACUUCAACAAAUCUUUUCGCACCGGGAGGUUGCCUGUCGACGUAUCUCAUCGUCGCCGCUGGUGUAAAUCUAGCAUUGACUUUUGCUGUUCGAUCAAGAAUAUCGAAGAGUACAUCGUCCAGGAGUAUUGGCAACCUGGGCUGCAUUUCKUGCUAUGUUCUCACCGUGAUAAAUCUCUUCGGUAGACUUGGAGUAGCCGGACUGGAUGCCGAACUUGGACUUACAGUUUUCAUGGGAGUUCCGGCAUCUCUAUUUGGAACAGUUUUCAUUUCUCCUAUUCUUCUUUUUCUGGAGGGAGAAGGAUCUGUUGAAAGUUACUCUCGGACGAUUUCACGAGCUUCGGGGGCMAAAAARAAACAGACAAAGGUUGUAGGAAUUACGAUGAAUUAUCUCAAUGGUUCAAACAUGUUUGUUCCUCCUGUCGUUGGGACGWUGUUUGUCUUUUACUUGGUAGGAUUUCAUACAAUCUUUUUGCGCGGGUCGCCCUUCCUUAAAUCGAUCCUUGAAUCCAAAUUUUGGCCCAAAAGUACGGUUGAAACUGUGUCGAACACAGUCAGAUUGAACAAAGAUUUUCUGUUGCAGCUGGCAGAGAAAGCAACAUCAAAAAGCAAAGCUUACGCAAUUUCGAGUAAGCUUGAAGGGAGUGGUUUCUGGACUUCGACAACGCUUUAUGAACCACAGCUUCAUACUGCUGGAUUGCUCGCUACAAUACCAAGCGCAUAUUUCCUCUUCUCUGAACUUUGGUAUGGCGAGAAAAAGUCGAAACUCAAAAUAUUUUUCGCUCUUCCUAUGAACAUCCUACCCCUCGUUGUCUGCAAAGGUACACCUUCGAUUCGCGCAGUGAGCAUUUUCCUUUUGUUAAGGGGGUUAAUUCAACUCUUUUCAUCGCGACAAAAGGAUCGUUCUCACAUGAAACUCUAAUUUGAUCAUCGACUUUUUCAAUACGAUAGUUUAGAAAAAUAGUCUCAUGUGUAGCAUUAUAAUAAUAAAAAUUUAUUACG